CUUCCUCCCUUCCUAGACUUUCGAGAAACCGCAUUUCCGCUUCUGGCCUAAGAAAUCGUGGAGCCCUGGAGAUAAAGGUGCAGGGAGGGGACUGGCUGUUUCUUGCACUCAUCCCCUCCCCCACUUCUCUUUUGCUUUUUUCUUCCCUCGGGACAUUUCCCCCCUUGCGGUCUGUCUUCCAAACAAGUCUGUGCUUCCCCUCAGACCUGACUGGGGAGGAGGUUCCAACCCCCAGGAGAUGCUCUAAAAGAUCGAGCCUCUGCAGAGGCAACAAGACAGUUGCUGGUGGAGAGGCAGACAAGAUAGAAAACAAAAUCCUGAAUCCGGGAAGUUAACACCAAGCAGGAAGGUGACUGAAGCAAACACUGGAAUGCUGAGAGCUUGGGCAGACAAUGAAGACUUGCCAUUGGACUUUCAUGACUGGAAAAGAGAAACAAGGAAAAAUGAUUGGCUCCUACAAAUUCAAGUUCAUUUUUGGAUCUUGCCUGCUGCUGACUCUCACCUCAUGUGACACAGCAUUGGGCAGGGCAUCACAGAAGCAGCCAUCCCAGCAGGAACAGGAGAUGACUCAGGAAAAGGUUAAGUUGGAGGAUCUACCAUCACCAUUGCCGGAUCCCACUGAAAAGGUUGAAGAUGACCAUGAAAAGAGCAACCCCAGUCUGGAAGAACAGUCUUCUGCCUCUAAAUGUUUCCGGUGUUGUGAUUCUGGCUACCCCAUGUACCAGCCAAUGCCAAUGCCUCAGAUAAAUAUCACUAUCUUAAAAGGUGAAAAGGGUGACAGAGGAGAGAGAGGUCUCCAAGGAAAAUUUGGCAAAACAGGUUCAAUAGGUGCCAGAGGUCAUGUUGGACCAAAGGGACAAAAGGGCACAAUGGGGGCUCCUGGAGAUCGAUGUAAGAACCACUAUGCUGCCUUCUCAGUGGGGCGGAAGAAGCCCUUGCACAGCAAUGAUUACUACCAGACACUGAUUUUUGACAUGGAAUUUGUCAACCUCUACAGUCACUUCAACAUGUUCACAGGUAAAUUCUACUGCUACGUGCCUGGCAUCUACUUCUUUAGCCUCAAUGUGCACACUUGGAACCAGAAGGAAACUUAUCUCCAUAUCAUGAAGAAUGAUGCUGAAGUGGUGAUACUAUAUGCCCAGGUGAGCGACCGAAGCAUCAUGCAGAGCCAGAGCCUGAUGCUGGAGCUUCAGGAACAGGAUGAGGUGUGGGUACGGCUCUUCAAGGGGGAGCGAGAGAAUGCCAUCUUCAGUGAUGAGUUUGACACCUACAUCACCUUUAGUGGGUAUCUGGUUAAACAUAAUGCUGAGCCAUAAGCCAGCUCAUCAACCUAUUUCCUGACCCCAGAGGCUAACUACAGUCUUUUAAUCUUUUCAUGGCCAGCUUCUUCUCUCUUUGAUAUCCAAGCACCAGGAUGAAACCCUCCUGAAAUGCCACUCUCCUAGUUUACUGCUUCCACUCCAUCUGCA
This is a messenger RNA of Gracilinanus agilis (Agile Gracile Mouse Opossum), 1469 nucleotides long. It is a transcript of the gene C1QTNF1, whose product is annotated as C1q and TNF related 1. The record is from RefSeq and is a predicted model, not a curated record. The transcript has 5 exons. Gene Ontology annotation, molecular function: protein binding. The coding region runs from base 393 to 1316 and encodes 307 amino acids. NCBI's taxonomy places the organism in Eukaryota, Metazoa, Chordata, Mammalia, Didelphimorphia, Didelphidae.